Molecule: messenger RNA, 12795 nt
Organism: Corythoichthys intestinalis (scribbled pipefish)
Lineage: Eukaryota; Metazoa; Chordata; Actinopteri; Syngnathiformes; Syngnathidae
Gene: myo15aa
Product: myosin XVAa
Exons: 65
Coding region: 110-11785 (3891 amino acids)
Cellular component (GO): myosin complex; cytoskeleton
Molecular function (GO): ATP binding; protein binding; cytoskeletal motor activity
Source: RefSeq, a predicted model, not a curated record
CGGUCCGUCAGAUUCCAAAUUAGUUGUUUCAAAAGACAACGGUCCAGGCAAUUCCACUUCUCCUUCCAAAAAGACAAUAAACCUAUCCAGUUUAGGGGGGACAGGGAAUAUGGCUACUGAGGCAAAAGGAUUGGGAGCAAAGUUCAAAGGCAUGUUUGGAAAAAAGAAAGUAGGAUUAAGGUUUAAGACAAAAGGAUGGAUGUUAGCGAGGAUAGCCGCUGCAACCAACUGGUUGAUAGGGGGGUUGCCAAGUUCUCAGGGUCGAGGUCGACUGGGUGCAUGGGCUAAGCGUCAAGGACGAAAACGACUUUCAUUUGCAAACAGAGACACAUCGGGUAGAUCAUCACAUUACGACAACCAUGCCUCUGAUUAUGAGGAAGAUGAAUAUGAAUCUGAGGAGGAUUACCACAAUGGGCACCCAGAGAACUUUGAGUACUAUGAUGACGAUGAGUGGGAAAAUGAAUAUGGUUAUUAUGAUGAUGAAGGAUACUUUUAUCCAGAUGAUGAGUUUUAUGAUGAGAAUGAUGUAGAUUACUGCACUUACUCGUAUGAUGAACAUGAAGAUAAUGGUAAUGAAGAGGUUGAGUACUACCAUGGUGACGAUGGAAAGCUUUAUGCUCUUGUGCAAGAACCCUCUGGCUACUCUGGCAAUGCCGUGGAGACUAUCUACAAUCCAUAUGAGCCUGAGAUAUUUUCAGAUUCUUACUUGAAUUAUGCCAAUUAUGACUAUGGUAUUUCAGAGCAGUAUGGUAUGGUGAGUGGUAGUUCUCCUGCUCUCCCAGGUUUACCUGUAUAUCAAGAGGCAAUGCAGGGAUAUUUAGAUGUUGCUGGAGUUAAUAUCCCUUACCAGCCACCAUACUAUGUUGAUGCUGGGCUGGCUACAAUGGAAACAGAACAUCUUUAUAGACAGGAACAAAACCCUUUGUCUUAUACUAGUCUUGAGCAUUUCAGAGUCCCCAGGCCUCAAGUUAGACUAUUUGGAAAAGAAAGACUGGAGGUUGAAACCCUGCCACCACCACAAGCCACUCCAACUCCAAUGUUUUCAUCUCCAUACCCUGGUUUUGACCUGAGAAAUCAUAAUGAGCGUACCCUCCCCACUUACAUCCCAGCAAAGCCCCACUUCCGAACUGUUAGUAGCCAUCAACAAGCCCCCAUCAUACCGUAUUCUGCAACUGCUGAGCAAACUCAUCCUACACUCCCUCCUCUGGUAACUUCCUCUCAUCACUUGUCAGAAUUUUCUCUGCCACAGUUUCCAACCCAGGUGAAAACAACCCCACACCUUCAAGACACACCAAUAUUUCAGAUGGAUUCAAUGCCACUAGCAGCCCAACAUGGACAAAUAGAGAAUAUUUCAUUGGCAUAUGGCCCACCAUAUCCCACUCUGGCCUCCAAUCAACCAAUGCACCGACUCAACCCUUCUCCACUAGAGAGGCCAAGAAUGUCACCAGAUCAUAUGGCUUUUCAACCACAAAUCCAACUCAACCACUCUCCCACUCACUUACACAGAAGAGACUUUACAUACCAAUCCCCAGUAAUGAGCCAAAGGCCAACUUCUCCAAAGAGAGUGCUGAACCUUCAUGAUUCUCCACAGUUCAACGGAAAUGGAGUGUCAUUUACACCACAGCCACCUGUAAUUCCUGUGAGGGACAGCAUUGGGCUUCAGAGGGCUCAACCCCGAUCCCCACAUCCAAGACCUAUAACAUCGCCAAGAGGGUCUAUAAGACAGAGAGAAGCUCAGCCCCCUAGUUCAACACUUUCUAUCAGACAAAAACCCCAUCCAAAUGCUUCACCUUCCAGAGCGCAAAGUAGGCAAGGAAGAUCCCAAGUGAGAAGACUACCAUCUCCUCCUCUAUCACCUUCACCAAGAGAGGCACCUCCUCUAUCUGAACGUACUCAAUCUCCUCAGCAAAAUAUUCAGCCUACCUCCAGUUACCCUCCUCCCUCUCCUUCUCAGUCACAUAACACAAGUCAGCCCCUCUACAGCCGCUCCUCUACUCGAAAGCUUAGAGAUGUACCAGGAAGUCAAAGUCAUGGAAUGGGGUCUGUAAAACCCUCUUCACCUAACUCCUACCCAAGAGCACGAGGUAGACGUGGACCCCCUGUUACUCAGCAUGUAGCUCCAUUCAGGUCCUCUGUCCGCAGUGGCCGGGGCACUCCGUCUGGACAGAUGAAAGGUGUGGUUGAAGUCCCUACAUUAACAAGGAAAGGCUCUCAGCGAAGGGACUCAAAACCACGAGCGGUCUUCCAAAGACCUAUUGGUAGGGGACAGCCACUAGUUCGUAUGCCUAGAAAUCAGUCCUCUCCUUCAUGCAGACAAUCAUCCAGAGCACCUCCUCCUUUAAGGCCUCUGGUGUCCCGGCAGCCUUCAUUGAAACAGAGUGGUUCUUUUUCUCCUCAAGCGUUAGUGAAUGGGCUCCAUAAUGGACUGCAAUCACCCCAACCGUUUCAGGACCCAGCUUCCCUAACCUUUCAUUCAGCUUAUCAUAACAAUCAUGGAUUGUAUCCACACUCCACCCUGCCUCACACAACUAUGAGUCCCCAGAAUUUUGGGCCAAGAGCUUUUCCACCUCGAGUACCUUAUCCGAUACCAUCACCAGUUACUGCCUCCCACUCUCAUGGUGUAAACCAGUUUGACUACCCCGCUAUUGUGUCCAGCACAUCCUCAUUUCCAACAAAUUCAUCUCAAAACAUUAACAGUAUACACAACCCAUUUCCCAAUCAACUUCCCUCGUCACUAUCUGCCACCACCUACACACCUCAAACACAGCAGGAAUUUUACCCUUACUCAUCUGGUGGAGAGAUAGUGGGUGAAGCCCAGAAUGUGCAGGAGGUGAGUGACAAUACCCAUUUGGUUCAAUCAGAAUCUUUGAUGCAUGACUCUCAAAUGCCCAGUACCUCCUAUAUGUCACCCCUACAGCCCAAUGCCAAACUGGAAAAAGGUUUUCUCCCACACACACCCAAAUCGACCUCAUUCCCACCAAAUUUAUCUUCUGCUUUGCAUAAUUCCCAGGUAAAAUCUUUGACUUCACCUCUUCAGAAACAUCCCUCUCCCAUGGCUCAUACCCCUCCUUCUCAGCAGACUGUCAGAGGUAAUUCUUCCCUUCUCUCUGGACUCCAGACCUCACAAAUCCAAGGAUCCGUGUUUAAAUUCCCUGUUGAUACAUUUAACUUGCCCCAAAACCCUGUUGAAACUCAAUUUACCAUUGUUGAUGGAAUUGAUGGACUUGGUGGCGCAAAUCACUCCUCCCCUCUUCCCGCCAAUGCACCGCAGAGCCCAACUUUUAAUCAGGGUUCCUAUCAAUUACCUGAUGGCACUUUUGUGAACAAAGAUAAGCCUGCUGAAACCUCUUCUGGACAGUCUAUUCCAUCCCCUAGCUUGUCUACUGCCUUACGUAAUCCUCAUUUGCAGCAAGGCAUGUAUCACUUACCCAGUAGCACGCUAGGAACCAGUUCAGAGCCCAAAUCUUCAACCAUCUCCGCAUCACCUAUGCUUUCCUCCGCGCUACGUAAUCCUAAAGUUAUUAAACCUACUUACAAACUGCCCGAAGGUACCUCAGUUUUAAGAAACCAGCCAUCAUCUGAAACUGUUACAACUUCCUCUCCUUUGCCCUCUUCUGCACCUGUAAAUGCAAAUGUCCGAAAUACCUCUCAAGGACUGUCAAACAGUUCAAUAAAAAUUCAGCCAAGGGAAGUGAUGCAGAGCCCUGAGAGUAGUAGUACUACUACAAGGAAAAAAGAUCAGUCUCAGCUUCAAGAAGGAUCGUCAGAUGAAAUUCAAGCUUUAAAAUCAACACUAACUAGGCCUGUACUCUCUGGCACCUUGCUGAACUCCAGCACCUGUGGUGCCUCUUACAGUCUCUCAAAACCAUCACUACUGGGGGGAACCUUUCCCACUGAAGCUCCUUCUUUUAAUGUUUCCAGUGCUCUUCGUAACCCGAACAUCAGUCGUCCCACCUAUCGUUUACCACCUAAUACUUUGACUGUUCAACAGCAAUCUACCUCUACGUCUAAAACAGUCGACCUGUCUAGUGCUUUGUCAAAAAGCCCUAACAUUCGUAAGGCAAAUUUCAAUCAAUCUGAUAGGAGUAUCAUGCCUCAACUAGGCACCCCUCACUCCCCACAGGCCUGCUCAUUAGAGCUCACUGGUGCAAUCCAGAACCCAGUCAUUCAGGGGGCCUCCUAUCGCCUUCCCUCUACAUGUGCUGUUGUGUCACCCCAUGUCCAGAAUACUGUUCCUGAAAAACACUGGGCUCAUGAUACCAAAGUAGAAGUUCAGGGCCUGCAACAAAAUAUGGAUUUAUGGAGUGCAGAGAAUGUCUUACAUCAAGAGACAGUUCAAAAGCUCAAUGAGUGGUCCAUGUAUGGAGAUGAGAAGCUAGUAGACCACUACCACGCGAUCGCUAAGAAAAACAAGGCGCUUAAACCAGGGGUGUGUAAUCUCAGCAGGGAAGGGGAACCUCAGGGCCCAUGGUUUGACGAGAUGUACUCAAUCAGAAGUCUGUCCACAUUAGCUCAUCGAGAACAACGGGAGGAAGAUGGCGUGGAAGACAUGACACAGCUUGAGGAGAUGCACGCUGAUGCUGUUCUCCAUAAUCUGAAAACGAGGUUUGAACGGAAUCUUAUUUAUACCUAUAUUGGUAGUAUUCUGGUUUCUGUGAAUCCUUAUAAGAUGUACAACAUCUACGGAACGGACAUGGUGCUGCAGUACAAGGGUCACGCCCUGGGCGAGAACCCUCCACAUUUGUUUGCGAUAGCAAAUGCUGCUUAUUCCAAAAUGAUGGAUGCCAAACAAAAUCAAGUCAUUAUUAUCAGUGGGGAGAGCGGCUCUGGGAAAACAGAGGCUACCAAACUUGUCCUUCGCUACCUUGUAGCUUUACAUCACACAUGUAAUGUUGCUCAACAGAUACUUGAGGCUUCUCCUCUGCUGGAGUCGUUUGGAAAUGCCAAAACUGUGCGGAAUGAUAACUCUAGUCGCUUUGGGAAACACAUGGAGGUCUUUAUGGAGGAUGGUGUGAUCAGUGGUGCCAUAACGUCUCAGUAUCUUCUGGAAAAGUCUCGCAUCGUCUUUCAGGCCAAAGAUGAGAGGAACUAUCAUAUUUUCUAUGAGAUGCUGGCUGGUCUUUCCUCUCAGCAAAAGCAGACUUUCUAUCUACAAGAGGCUGAGACCUACUAUUACCUCAACCAGGGAGGGGAUUGUGGAAUUAAAGGAAAGGAUGAUAUUGAGGAUUUCCAGCGUCUACUUGGUGCCAUGGAGAUCCUCCAAUUUACUGCUGAUGACCAGUCGGCCAUUUUUAGAGUUUUGUCUUCCAUACUGCACCUGGGAAACGUCUAUUUUGAGAAAUAUCAGACUGACGGCCAGGAGGUGGCAACAGUGGUGAGCGCUCAGGAGAUCAGAGUGGUAGCAGAGCUGUUGCAGAUUUCUCCAGAAGCCCUACAGAAAGCCAUCACUUACAAAGUCAUGGAGACAAUGAGAGACAAGAUUUACACUCCGCUGACUGUAGAAAGUGCUGUAGAUGCCAGAGAUGCUGUUGCCAAGAUCUUGUACUCGCUGCUCUUUCAUUGGUUAACAGAGAGGGUCAACACUCAGGUGUAUCCUCGCCAACACACUCUCUCCAUUUCCAUCUUGGACAUUUAUGGAUUUGAGGACCUGGUAUAUAACAGCUUUGAGCAGCUGUGCAUUAAUUACGCCAACGAGUACUUGCAGUUCUUCUUUAAUAAGAUCAUUUUUAGAGAAGAACAGGAGGAGUACAGCAGGGAGCAAAUUCCUUGGCAGGACAUUCCAUUUAACGACAACCAGGGCUGUAUCGACCUCAUUGCUGCUAAGCCUCACGGCGUACUGAGAAUACUGGAUGACCAGAGCUGCUUCCCACAGGCGACAGAUCAUACGUUUCUCCAAAAGUGUCAUUAUCAUCACGGCAACAACUCAUUGUACAUGAAGCCAAAGAUGCCCCACCCUGAGUUCACCAUCAAGCACUUCGCUGGAUGUGUUACCUAUCAGGUUUACAAAUUCCUUGAUAAAAACUAUGACCAGGUCCGUCAAGAUGUCCUGGAUCUUUUCAUUCAGAGCAGGAAUAAGAUUGUUUCAAACCUCUUCCUGGCUCAUGCAGAGGUACUGGGGCAGCAGAGAGGAGGUCAUGUAAGCAAGAGCAGCACGGUUACCAGGAAAUACCAAGCAUCCACUGUCAGCAGUAAGUUCCAGCAGUCGUUGCUAGAACUGGUGGAUAAGAUGGAGAGGUGCAAUCCAUUUUUUGUUCGCUGCAUUAAACCAAAUAGCAUGAAGUAUGCAGGUGUGUUUGAAGACAACCUUGUGAAAGGUCAGCUCAGACACUCUGGCAUCAUGGAGACCAUCAGGAUCCGCAAAGAAGGAUAUCCUGUCAGGAUGCCGUUCUCUGUCUUCCUGCUCAGAUAUAAGUCUCUCGUGGGAAUGCAACAGCUGCCGUUAGCCAAUGGAGACAACUGUGUUCUGCUGCUCAGUAAACUAUAUCCUCUUAAACCAGGAGACCACCAUGUCGGGGUCACAAAGUUGUUUGUGAAGGAGGCUGUCUACCAGCUGUUAGAGUGUAAACGGGAGCGCUGUCGUCAGUUCGCUGCACUCACCCUGCAGCGUUAUACUCGCAUGUAUUUUGUCAGAAAACGCUAUGUGGACCUCCGCAAUAUGAUCAUCAAGCUGCAGGCGCAUUGCAGAGGCUUUCUUACCAGAAGGCACUAUGUGAAGAUGAAGGACAGCUUGGUUCGGUUCCGAUCCCUUGUCAACUUUUAUAUCAGCCGGAAACGAUAUGUAAAGAUGAAGGUGAUGGUCCAGAGGAAAGCUGAGGAGGAGAGGAAAAAAAGAGAAAUGGAGCUGAUGAAAAGAGAGGUGGUAAAUGUUACACAUUUGGUGAUCCCUGCUGAGCUCGGGAAUCUACUGCAAGCAGCAGGAGGCAGGAGAGAGUUGCACUCAGAUUGCUUGGCUCUGCUUCAGGCUCCUCAUAUCCAAGAGUCCUCUUCUAGUCAACUCACUCUGCCUUUGGACAUCAACAACUACCCUUUCAAUCGUUACGUGCUCAGCCACUUCAGAGAGCCAAUGUUUGGAAUGUUGAUGACACCCCUGGAGGCACCUCUAACAUGCAUAGAAGAGGAUCUCAAAGGAGAAGCUUUGGAGCUUUUCAACAUGGUGUUAAGAUUCAUGGGGGAUCCUCAUUUGAACGGCGCGCAAGAGAACAUCUUUGGCAAUUACAUCAUUCAAAGAGGUCUCUCGUCUCCAGGUUUACGAGAUGAGAUCUUGGCUCAGGUGGUCAACCAGGUGUGGCGAAACGUUAACGCUGACAAUGCAGAGAGAGGCUGGUUGCUAUUGCUUGCGUGUGUCUGCAGCUUUGCUCCCUCGCCACAGAUGGACAAAUAUCUACUCAAGUUUGUUUCUGACCACGCUGCUGUUGGCUGCCAAGCACUUCUCCAACAUAGACUCAUGCAAGCCAAUCAGAAGAUGCAGCAGAGCUCAGGCCCCGCUUCUGAGACAUCACGGACUUAUCCGCUGUCACUGCUCGAGUGGACGGCCAACAGGAAAAAAGCUAACAUGGCGUUACAUGUGCAUUGUUUUGAUGGAGCGUCAUUCCUGUGUCCAGUUCACUCCUGGACGAGCGGCGAGGAUAUAGCGGCAGACAUCCUGCGCCACAGGGGCGUGUCAGAGUGGUGGAAAGGGAGUUCUGUCCUGAUGAAGGAGCACGGCCAAUGGGUGGAGUUGGCAGGUCACGACUACGUGAUGGACUUGAUUGCCGACCUGGAGCUUCCAAAUGACUUCCCAAAGCAGAAGAGCUAUUUCAUCAUCAGUACUGACAGCCCCACUAGAGUCAAAGCCAACACCAGCCUAACAUUAUUAGGAAGCGGAUUCGAUUCAGAUGACGAACCUCCUCCUUCCCUGCCUAUGAGCCCUAGCUGCAGACCAGCCUACAGCCUGUCUGACUCUGACGGUUACCAUAGUCAUGUUGACUCUGAUGCAUUCAGUGAUGGUCAGACCCAGAGAGGAAUGGACCGCUACCUGGACAGCCUUUUUGACCCGGUGCUGACAGACAGCGGCAUGGACAUGGAAAAGCCUGGAAAUUUGGCAGCAAGAAUUAAGGGAGGCCGAGGUGUUGGCAUUUCAGGGGGAGGACAAGGAGACCGGGAGAGUAAUCCUAUCCCAAGUAGGUCGUAUCCACCAGGAAUACACCCUGGAGCUGUACCAGUCCUCCCAGUAGCAGGAGGAAUGAUGCCACCUAUCCCUGCUAUGCCCAUUCCUUCUCACCACCAUCAUCAUGAACACCACCACCAACAGCAGCGACAACAGCAGCCACAACAAUACCACCAGUACAGUCGUCCCACAAACCCAUCUCAUCAAGCGACUUCGUCCACUGCCACACAUGUAACGCCCAGUCAGUCAUCCACUCAUGCCCCAUCUGAAGCCCCUUCCAAGGCUUCCUCUGUGGACCCCGGUCCAGUGAGUGCGAUUGAUGUAGCAUCACAUGGCACCAGUGUUCUAGGUUUGGGCUUGCCCCCACUUCCGCCCGUGCCUGUAAUUCCAGGCUUGCCUGUUUUGACAGGUACAGAACAGACAGUACUGACUCAACAACAGCAAGCUAUUAUCAACCAGCAAGCCAUCAUUCUGGCCCAGCAAAUGACCAUGCAGGCCAUUGCACUCCAGCAGCAGAUGAUGUCCUCCUUCCCUCCAUCUCAGUCGCCACCACUACAUUAUUACAUGCAUUCACCGCAACACUCUCGCACACCCAGUCCAACUAGAGAGCGAGAGGUUUCACCUUCCAGGUCCACCCCUCGGCACAAAAUGAGUCCAACAAGCGACCACUCUCCUGAAGACGUGGUCCGUGCCAGUGUGAGUAACACCGAGCGCAUGGAGCCUAGCCAUGAUAUCAAAGACAUCAUUAAACAGCACCAGCCUCCUGGCAUGAGUCCCACCGGACCUUCAAUCAGACGCAAAGAUGAGGGAAAGAUAUUUCGAAAGAAGCCAGACCCCCAUGAAGAGGCCAUGGAGAUCCUGAAAGACCAAAUGGCUAAUCCACCUCAACCAAUCCAGAAGAAAUCUUUCCGUCACAAAGAGCAGAGCAUAGAUACAAAAAUAACCAAUUCGGGUGAACCAACUCAUUCCAACAUAGGUCCUACUCCUCCGCCAGUGCGCAGAGAGUUGCCAAUCGAAAAUGAGGUCAUCCAGACGCAACUACACAGCAGGACCAGUGAUGAAUAUUAUACCUACACUAAUGUCCCUUGGAAACUUUACCUGAGGAAGGAGGUGUUUUAUCCUAAAGAAAACCUAAAUGAUCCGCUGAUGUUGGACAUGACUUUCAGACAGGUGGUACAUGACACAUUUUCUGAGGCCUGCAUUCGAAUCACUCAAGAAGAGAGACAAAAGAUGAAAACUUACUUCGUGGAAAACCAGGUGGAUCAAAUUGCAGGAACUCACAAUGAGAGUAUUAAGAAGAAGGUGGUUGCCAUGGCAAGAGACUCAUGGGAGAUCUACUUUUCUCGCCUUUUCCCAGCCUCUGGCAGUGUGGGUACGGGAGUGCAGGUGUUGUCUGUGUCACAUCAAGGCAUUAAACUGCUUAAACUGGUGAGGAGCAGCUCCACUGCUCCAGACUACUUCAGAGUACUGAGACCUUACAGCUACUCGGACAUCCUGUUCGUGUCUGUUCCGUCCAAAAACAUGUUGGAGUUCAAUCUGGUCAAUGAGAAGCUGAUCCUGUUUUCGGCUAGGGCCCAGCAGGUCAAAAGCAUGAUUGACUACUUCCUCACUGAGAUUAAGAAGGAUUCAGAGUAUAUGGUGGCAGUGAGGAACUACAUCAAUGAGGACAGGACACUGUUGAGCUUCCACAAAGGAGACAUCAUUAGACUACAACACAUGGAUGGCCUGGAGACGGGCAAACGUUAUGGCUGCAUUGUGAAGAAAAAGGUGAUGCUACUGGAAGAAAUCAAGAGAGACACAUCUGAUUUUGGCUGGCGGUUCGGGGCAGACUACGGUAUGUCGGGAGUUUUUCCUAUCGAACAUGUUCGACCUGUGGCCGCUCCAGACUUCCUGCUUCUUCCAACUGAGAGGGCGGAGCCUCGUGACAGACAGGGACGCGUCGCUGCCUCAGCUGCUGUUGCCGUAGCAUUGGGCUCAGCGGUCGCCGCCCAAGAACUUGACCGCUCAACAGAAGUAGUAAAAGACACUUAUGUGGAGAGCCCCGAUGAGGAAUUUCAUGAUAUGUCCCUCUAUGGCAACCAGUACCACAUGUGUGAGUUUGCUAAGAUGUACUUCAGAGAAGCACAGAGAAACAGGAAUGAUCCAAAAGUCAAAAAGGGGAGAGAGGGCAGGGAUCCAUCUGAUAUGAUCAAAUUCUCCAAGUCUCCCCUCCAAGAGUCUCUGAUUGACUUCUCAGACAGUGGGAUGAAUAAAGUGGCCUCUGACAUCUCUUCAGCUCUAAUGAAGUUCAUGGGAGACCUGCCACUGAAAGGUCUAACAGAACAGGACCUUGUAACCACCAUAUUGAAGUUAAGUGCUGAUCACGGCUUGAUGAAAGAUGAAGCCUAUUGCCAGGUGAUGAAGCAAGUCACUGCCAACGACAGCUCCAAACCAGACAGUUGCCAGAGGGGAUGGAGGCUGUUGUAUAUCCUGACUGCUUUCCAUCGCUGCUCACUUGUGAUGAAGCCAUUUCUCCUCAGCUUUCUACAUGACGCCUGUGUUAGCAUUGGACUGCAGUACCAAGGUAUUGCCAAGGCAUGUGAGCAUAACCUGAGGAAGACAUUUCAGUAUGGAGGACGUUUACAGUAUCCCAACACCAUGGAAUUGAAAGCAAUGAUGGCAGGGCGGAGUUCCAAAAGACAGCUGUUUCUGCUGCCAGGUGGGCUUGAAAGACACUUGAAAAUCAAGACAUGUUCUGUUGCUUUGGAUGCCAUCGAGGAGCUAUGUUCUGAAAUGGACCUGCACAGAGUGGAAGCUCUGGAUGAAUAUGCCAUUUUUUUGGUCACACACAGAGGUCAGAAUGUGCGUCCCCUAAUCAAGAGGGAAUACAUUUUAGAUGUUGCUACAGAAGCGGAACUAGUGGAUGCCAACUACAGUCUUUGGUUCCGGAGAGUCAUAUGGAGCCUUGCUUUGAAACUUGAUAAUGAACUAUAUGUUACCAUGCAUUAUAACCAGGUAUUGCCCGAUUACCUGAAGGCCUUGCUGAGUGUGGUCUCAUUAAGUAAGGCCAGUGAACAACAUCUGCAACAGCUUGCCAGAUUAGCUGCUCUACAGCACCGUGCCAAAGAUGCUGUCAAUCUGCCCGCCAUACGUGAGGUGCAGGAGUAUGUCCCAUCACAGUUCUACAGCAAACAGAAUCCACAGCAGUGGCUCAGUAUGGUAACUCAACAUAUGCAGCAGGUCCAGCCUUUAACCCCCCACCAGGCCCGUGCACAGUUCCUUGGUCUGGUCAGUCCCUUCCCCAUGUUCGGUUCUUCCUUCUUCUACAUCCAAAGUUCCAGCUCGGCCUCCAUCAAGGCUCCCUGCAUCUUGGCAGUGAAUCUUAAUGGACUUCACUUCCUAAACAAAGACACUCACGAGGCCAUGGUGCGUUUCCCUUUAAAAGAGGUCCAAUCAACUCGCACCCAGAGACCAACAUCAGGCUCAAGUUACCCAUACGUUGAAAUAAUGAUUGGAGACUUGCUCAACCAACGCUUAACACAGCUUCAGCUCGAGCAGGGCCUGGAGCUGUGUAGAGUGGUUGCCAUGCACAUGGAGAACAUGCUUUCUGCCAGAGAAAAGAGACUCACUUUGCCACCAAGCGAAAUCACCAUGCUGUAGCAUAAAAAAAUUACAUAGGGGCUGGCUCGCAUGAUGCAAUGCAUUUUUUCUUUUGAUGAAAAGCCAAAAUGUCUAGGAAAAAAAGGUGUGAUGCCACUGAUUAUGUCAUGUUAAGAUUGAAAUACAUAAAAUACCGAAAAUACCAUAAACAUCCAAAACUGAAGCACCCAUAUUUUUUCCCUCAUGUCCCUUGAAAAUACUGCAUCUACCUCUGUUUUUGUAUUUGGAUAUUUGUUCUCAACUUCAUAACAUGGUAUUGAAAUAUGUAACACUAUUCCAUGUUUAAAAAAAGUCUUGUUCAAUGUUUUAUAUCAUUCAGUCACAUCCAUGAAACCUAGUUUCAAAAAUUAUUAAAAUAUAUAUUCUUAAAAAAUGUCAAUAUUUUAUCUCUGGACCCUGUAAAAUAUCUUUUAUACUGUAUGUGCAUAUACUAUGAAAGAAGAGCACUGCCCUCAAAAUCACUACAAUGAGUCAAAUGUUUGCGGUCAUGCAAUUUGAGACAAAAGUGGAAGUCGGUGUCAAGUCCUCCUUUGCUGAAUUCAUGUUGUCACAUGGGUGAUUCUUAGGAAAUGAGAUUGAAUAUGAGUGAGUAUGGCUCCUUUCUGAAGAACAGAAUGGUUUUGCUGGCCUUGAUUACUGCUAUACUGAAUUUGAAUGGCUACUGUAUAAUAUGCUCUUACAGUGAGUAAGGAGUUGUACUGUGGUAGCUGCCAACCGAUGUUUCCUGUUUGUCCUUGCAGAAAUGAACAUGAUGUGCAUUCCAAGUGUACUUUAAUAUAACUUUUGCUUUUAUACUGGGGGAAAAAAAUCAAGGAUGCUACAGACACUGAAUCAUUUUUACUGCCGGCCAUGAAUUCAAGGUGGAGACCAGAUGGAUUUCACGUUUUAAAAUGCAUAUUUUGGCAAUAUUUCAGAACUGAUUUCAAUAUUUUGUGUAAUAUGUGGUUUAAAAUGUUGUUGUAUAUAAGAAAUGCAUCUGAAAUCAUUAAAGUUUGUAGAAUAACAACCAG